Messenger RNA from Trichosurus vulpecula (common brushtail), 1966 nucleotides. RefSeq names its product chromosome 9 C16orf71 homolog (gene DNAAF8). NCBI's taxonomy places the organism in Eukaryota, Metazoa, Chordata, Mammalia, Diprotodontia, Phalangeridae. The transcript is spliced from 10 exons. Gene Ontology annotation, molecular function: dynein complex binding. Gene Ontology annotation, cellular component: dynein axonemal particle. The coding region runs from base 115 to 1770 and encodes 551 amino acids. The record is from RefSeq and is a predicted model, not a curated record.
GGUCUAUGCUAUACACCCCUGACCGGACCGCAGUAAGAAGUUGGAGUAACAAACGCGAAGGGUAUCCUCAAACGAUUUCAUGUGGAUGGGGUAUCUGCAUGGCACUUGUUUCCUAUGGCAUCAAAUGAUAAACAAGAUCAUCUCAUUGGCCACAAUCAAUCGCCUUGCCUACAUGAUACAUCAAUGUGGGGAUCUAUCUUGGCUUCAGUGAAAGAACAGCUCCCAUCUUUUGACUCAGAUUCUUCCUCGUCAGAUGAGGAAGAUGGGGAAUUAUUCAUCUUCCGACGAGAUGAAGAAAAUCUGAUUCCAGACUUAACUGAAGAAUUAGAAGAUGACCCAGACAUUCAGCAGCUUCUGGAACCUGUGAUAAACACUAGAAAGAACUGGUAUGGAGGGAUAAAGGAUUCAGCCAUUCUGGGAGGGAAAGAUGCCGGCGAGCCUUUAAUGAUUGGUCCGGCAUUUGCACACAUUGAAGAAAUUCAAACAGACAUUCAUCUCAAGAUCUCUGAAGAAGGUACUAAGUGGCAGAAAGGAGAUGGCUGGGACUUGUUUAGUAACAGGGCUCAGGCUCUUAUCAUGGGACCCCAGGUGGAAGAGUUCCCAACUUCAACUUAUAAAAAAAGUCUCACAACUGACGGUUUAGUGGCUGGUAAUUUAUGUUCCUCUGAACAGUCAAAUUCCACAAGCAUAAAAGCUAUGAGAAAAGAGAGAAGAAGGCUGAUAGAGAAAAACAUACUUCGCAAGGAAAUCAAGGAGUCUCCACUUGAAAAUUUGAAUUGUUCACAAUUCACAGAACCCAAGGCCCAGGAAUCUACUGAGUCAGAGGAUAUAGAAGAAAAGAUGCCAGUCAGACAUGAAGGCUUGAAACUAAGGUGUCUUGAGAUACUCGAAGAGUGGGAUUUAGAUGGGAUACUUCAAAACCUGGCGGCACAAAAGGACCAGGGAGAGCAUGCAACACGAGCCACAUACUGGGAAGUCGACCCUUUUUUCAAAGACCAAGAAAGCCCUCUGUCCAACUCCCAGGACAGGCUUAUGGAGCAGCUAGUCGCCUUCUGUGCCAAACAGUCUAAAGAUUUAUCCUUACCCCGAAAGAAGCCUUCUGAUGAGCUCUGCCACCCUUUGGAGGGCCAGGUCAGAAGCAGGUGUAUGUCACACCUAACACCAGGGCAGAGUCAAGAUGUGGCUAAAGAUGAAAAGCUGAUGAGGAUCAUGGAGCCUCCCACAGUUUUCAUUGACCUCAGGCAGCCUGAGCCAAAGAAAUCAGUGCCUCUGCCUAGGUCAGAACACAGAUUCCAGAAUCGAGAGGACAAGCCCAGCUCCAGUGAUAGCUCUACUGAAAGUGAGGAAGAAACUCCACAUGUGAGAGAUGACAAAGGAUCCAGAGAGAAAAUUUCGCAAGGCCCAAGGGACCAAACUGGGAAAAGUUACCUGCUACAACAGCUCCGUACUUUCCAGAAGACCUCUCAGUCAUGUGGCACUGAAACCAAAGUAAUUACCCAAGAGGGUGAUGGUACUUGGGAUGCUAAAAUUUUUGAAGAUGUGGCCAAGUCAGGAAUCAAGAGAAAACAACAAGUGGUAACAAGGGAGACACAUCAGAACACUUCAGUGAGGCCACUGGGAUCCACAUGCCUCCCUCUCCUAGGCCAGGAGGCCAAAGGUAGAGGAGAAAAUCCAAAGGGCAUAGACAAGAAUCCAGAUUCAGAAAAAUUCAUUGUAGAGAUGGCUACCUCUCUGAAUAAAACAAGAGAAACUUCAAGUUGGAAGAACUAAUGGGGAAUGUAACUGUCUGCCUAACCUUCAAGAGCCCUCACCAACAUGAAGCCCAUAACUUCUCUCAAAGAAGCAAUUCCAAUAAAGUCAGUCCCUUGGCACAACAAAAUGAGUCGACUUCAUGGAAGGAGCAGAAAGAAUUUCAAAUUCUUUGGCAAAGAUUGUAACCCUCCAGUGUGACCACUCACGCCACGAA